Messenger RNA from Propithecus coquereli (Coquerel's sifaka), 610 nucleotides. RefSeq names its product cytochrome b-c1 complex subunit 10. Gene Ontology annotation, cellular component: mitochondrial inner membrane. Gene Ontology annotation, biological process: mitochondrial electron transport, ubiquinol to cytochrome c. The coding region runs from base 68 to 238 and encodes 56 amino acids. NCBI's taxonomy places the organism in Eukaryota, Metazoa, Chordata, Mammalia, Primates, Indriidae. The record is from RefSeq and is a predicted model, not a curated record. The transcript has 3 exons.
AGGCUGCGCCUGCGCUGUGUGGCCGGAUAGACCCGAUCGGGUCACCCUGAGUGCAGACUACGCCGAGAUGCUAACCAGGUUCCUGGGCCCGCGCUACCGGGAACUAGCGAGGAAGUGGAUGCCCACGGUGAGCCUCUGGGGCACCGUGGGUGCUGUGGGGCUGGUGUGGAUGACCGACUGGCGGCUGAUUCUGGACUGGGUGCCUUACAUCAAUGGCAAGUUUAAGAAGGACGAUUAAUCAAAGCGACCGUCCGAGGACCCCUCUGGCAUCCGGUGGUCUGGUGGUGCCAGCUCCUACCAACGUAGCGCCUGCUGCAUCAGGAACGGCCCACGCCCUCCAGAUGGACCCCAAGGAAGUCCACAGCGCUACUUAAGAUGUCUCAUGUUUCAAAAACAGCUUGGAUGUUUUAAUGCAUGUAGCAUUAAACCUCACUGUGAGACCUGCCCCCCACCUGGGUAUUGAUCAUGCUGCUGACGCAGUUACUUGGGCUGCAGCCUCAGUGGCUCAGGUGAUGCAUGGGUCCCUUCAGCUCCAAAAUGUUGCAAAUCCAGGCGAGUUGUCCAGUGGCCGGCAGAAAUUGUUUGACUAUUUAAAACGUUUAAUGGAUAA